AUGGCAACCGUAAUCGCUCGACCUAUACAGAAGGAGAGGGGGGAGAUAUCAGUGAAGGCCGAUGGUUUAAACAGCAGUCCUUCUGAUUCCAAGGAUCGGGUUUUCCUUGACACUUCGACCAUUGAAAGCCUGAAUCUUGGUGUGCCUUCAGAUGAGAAAAAGUUCUGGUGGCAAAGAGGCAAGGGCUACGACCCUGGUGCCAUUGCAACCCUCCCGUCUGUUUUUGACGAUCCAGAGACUGCAAAGCAUUAUCAGCCUCGUGCUGAUUGGGAGAACCUACAUCGUUUCGAUCCUUCUGCAAGAUGGACGUGGCGCGAGGAAUUUGCUAUCAUUCGCAAGAUUGACUGGCGGAUCAUGAUUUUCGCCUGUGUUAUGUUCAUGGCUCUGGAAUUGGACAGAGCAAACUUGACCCAGGCUGUGACAGACAACUUCCUUGAGGACCUGGGCAUGAACACGAAUGAUUAUAACUGGGGAAAUACUGUGUUCAAACUCAGUUUUCUUUGUGCCGAGUUGCCAUCUCAGCUGAUAUCGAAAUGGAUGGGUCCCGAUCGCUGGAUACCCACCCAAAUGGUUCUUUGGUCCGUCGUGGCCAGCUCACAAUUCUGGCUAUCUGGUCGGUCUAGUUUUCUCACGUGUAGAGCCUUACUGGCACUCUUGCAGGGCGGUUUCAUUCCUGAUAUGAUUCUCUAUCUCUCAUACUUCUAUAAGCAUGGCGAGCUCUCUCUGAGAUUGGGAUUCUGGUGGACUGCGAUGUCGAUCGCCGACAUCAUUGCCAGCUUUUUAGGAGCGGGCUUGUUAGACCUUCGAGGACACCUUGGAUAUGCUGGGUGGAGAUGGCUUUUCCUGAUUGAGGGACUUAUAACACUUGUUCUUGGCUUGGUAGCCUUCAUUUUGAUGCCACCCAGUCCUACCCAGACUGCCAAUUGGGCCAGAGGGAAGAAAGGGUGGUUUACAGAGCGUGAGGAAAUUAUCAUGGUCAACAGAAUCAUUAGAGAAGACCCAAGCAAGAGUAGUAUGCACAACAGACAGCCGAUCACACCAAAGCUGCUCUGGCAGAGCCUGUCAGACUAUGAUUUGUGGCCAUUGUACUUGAUCGGAUUGACUUUCCAGGUCCCAAUGACUACUCCUACCCAGUACCUGACUCUCACCUUGAAAGGCUUGGGGUUUGGCACGAUUAAGACCAAUUUAUUGGUCGUGCCCUCAACAGUCGGUCACAUAAUCACCAUGUUGACCGUCACGUACCUGUCCGAGAUCUCUGGCCAGCUUUGGGUCUGGGGUUUGUUUGCACAGUUGUGGGCUCUGCCGUUUCUCUCAUAUAUUUAUGCUGUCAAUAUCAACUCGAUUCCGAAUCGGGUGGAACUCCAGAAACUCAAAUUCGGUCCGCAGCAGGACAAUGACAGACCUCGCUACCGCCGCGGAAACCGGGUUUUGGUGUCUAUCUGCACUGUGAACAUCGGGAUCUAUAUAUUUGCAAAAGCAUACUAUAUUAUCCGCAACAAGCGCAGAGCCAAAAUUUGGGACGCCAUGACCGAGGAGCAACGUGCUGAAUACCUGGCGACGACGACUGACGAGGGAAACAAGCGUCUUGAUUUCCGCUUUGCUAGUUAG
Messenger RNA from Exophiala bonariae, 1608 nucleotides. RefSeq lists its product as uncharacterized. Gene Ontology annotation, cellular component: membrane. Bases 1 to 1608 code for a protein of 535 amino acids. Gene Ontology annotation, molecular function: transmembrane transporter activity. Lineage: Eukaryota; Fungi; Ascomycota; Eurotiomycetes; Chaetothyriales; Herpotrichiellaceae. The record is from RefSeq and is a predicted model, not a curated record. The transcript is spliced from 9 exons. Gene Ontology annotation, biological process: transmembrane transport.